AUGGAGCAAAUGCAAAAUCGGUUCAGUCAAAUGUCGGACACCAUCAUCGGGAGGGUAGACGAGAUGAGCACCCGCAUAGACGACCUGGAGAAGUCAAUUCAGGACCUCAUGGUGCAGGCCGAGAUCGAACCUGCAGAUGACUCUUCUGCCGAGGCGGGGGACGGAGGUGGGGAUGCAGAACCACCAGCACAACCUGAAGCUGGAACUGCGUAG
Messenger RNA from Ectocarpus siliculosus, 213 nucleotides. The record is from the annotation of a GenBank genome assembly. Lineage: Eukaryota; Phaeophyceae; Ectocarpales; Ectocarpaceae.